UUGCGGUGGUGAAAUGAAAUGGUCCAAUAUACUACCAUGAAAUUGUACGGUUCUCUAACAUUCAUCAAACAAACACACUCUUCAAUCCUUAACCACUCCGUUACAGUUAUUAUUCUCUCCAUCUCAUCCAUCAUCUUAAUCAUCUUUCAUCAUUUCCAACAAUAACUAAUUCAUACAGCAACCAUGAUGGACAUGAGCCCCGCUGGGAAAGAUGGACAAUCUCCUCCCAGUUCAAAGAAAACUUCAAAAAAACCUAAAUAUUCAAAAUUCUCACAGCAAGAACUUCCUGCAUGGAAACCGAUUCUAACACCUGGAUGGGUCAUUGCUGCAUUUACUGUCAUUGGAGUCAUCUUUAUCCCUGUUGGUCUUGCUUCAUUGUUCUCAUCAGAAAGGGUAGUGGAAGCUGUAUUCAGAUACGAUGACACGUGUCUUCCUUCCUCUGAUGCUGGAAAUCCAGUUGCAUUUAUUAAAAAUGAUGCUACUAACAAGACAUGCACUCAUAAAUGGAUCGUUGAACACAAAAUGCAAGCUCCUAUCUUUAUCUACUAUCAGCUUGAUAAUUACUUUCAAAAUCAUCGCAGAUAUGUUAAGAGUAGAAACGACAAGCAAUUGUGGAGUAAGGAUGCUGGAGGGGAAACAAACAACUGUUAUCCGGAAGACAAAACAGAAGAAAAUGAGCCAAUUGUUCCUUGUGGUCUCAUUGCAUGGAGUUUGUUCAAUGACACCUACAAAUUUUCAAUGAAGAACAAGAACUUAACUGUCAACAAAAAAAACAUAGCAUGGAAAAGUGACAAAGGUUCUAAAUUUGGCCAUGAUGUUUAUCCUAAAAACUUUCAGGGUGGCGGAGAGUUGAUAGGAGGUGCGAAACUCGACGAAAGCAUACCGUUGAGUGAUCAAGAGGAUCUCAUUGUUUGGAUGAGAACAGCGGCGCUACCGACUUUCAGAAAACUAUACGGGAAGAUAGAGUCUGAUCUUGAAGCAAAUGAUGAGAUAGAUAUAUUAAUCGAGAACAAUUAUAACACAUACGAGUUUGGAGGUAAAAAGAGGAUGGUUCUCUCAACCACAACUUGGAUUGGUGGGAAAAAUCCUUUCAUAGGGAUGGCAUACCUUUUUAUUGGUGGCAUUUCCUUGUUAUGUGCCAUAGGUUUCAUUCUUCUGUAUGUGAUCAAGCCAAGACCUCUUGGAGAUCCAUCCUACUUGUCUUGGAACAGAAAUCCAGGGAUCUUAAAAUAAUGUACUAUGACUCUCAACUUUUUUUCUUGUGAGACUUUAUUAUCUUCUUUUGUCACCAAAUCUUUGCGGCAAAGGCUCAUUUUGGAACUGUUUAUUUUGUUCUUGACUAGGUGACCAACAUGGAACAUGAGUGUAUAUAAACCUUUAUAUAAGUAUGUUACAAGUUUUGAUCUGAAAAAAAGAUGCCAAUAUUAUAUAGAGAAGAUAUUUAUAGAAAAAAGAUCGGCGAAAUGUCGACCAGAUUUUUUGACGAGUUAAACGGAAUAGAUUGUGGAUUGAGGUCAUGCAAUAUUUUUUUGA
Messenger RNA from Lathyrus oleraceus (garden pea), 1533 nucleotides. Its product is annotated as putative ALA-interacting subunit 4. The record is from RefSeq and is a predicted model, not a curated record. The transcript is spliced from 7 exons. Gene Ontology annotation, cellular component: endoplasmic reticulum; Golgi apparatus; plasma membrane. Bases 184 to 1233 code for a protein of 349 amino acids. Lineage: Eukaryota; Viridiplantae; Streptophyta; Magnoliopsida; Fabales; Fabaceae.